Molecule: messenger RNA, 1444 nt
Organism: Paramecium primaurelia
Lineage: Eukaryota; Ciliophora; Oligohymenophorea; Peniculida; Parameciidae
Source: the annotation of a GenBank genome assembly
AUGAUAUAAAUUUUACUUCUCUACAGUAUUGUAGUAAGUGCAUAAAAAUUACUUAAAACACUUGAACUUGAUGUAAAUAAUAAAAUUUCAGGAAUAAUUAAUGUAGAAAAGAAUGAUGAAAACUUAUUAAUAGUAUUUUAUUUUGAUACUGCAACUUACCCUAUUGCACUAGUGUCUUAAGAGGAAAUUUAAGACUCUGACUUUAAUACAACGGUAAAGCCAAUAUUUAUUGAAAGUAAAAAGGUUGUUUUUUUUGAUUAUGAAUCAAUUUAAACCCAUUAUUCUACCCAUAUGGUUGAAUUAAAAUAUAUGGAGAACAUAUAUUAUUAUGCUAAAGAUAGAUUUGGGCCUUUUAAAUUAAAAAUAUAAGUUUAUUCAAAACCUCAUUCUAUAUGCAUUAACAAUUGUUAAGGAUUUCUGAUUAAUAGUAUCAAACAAAGAUCUAAGUGUAAUAAAAAAUGUGAAUGCGAAUCUGGAUAUUUUGGAUCAUAUUGUCAGUUUGAAAUAAUAAAUAUAGAAUAAGAUGUAAAUUAUAAGAUUCAUUUAAUUCCCCAUAAAGCUGUGUAUUUAUCAUUUUAAUUGGAAUAAGAAGCUAUAUUAAUUGCAGAUGAUGUCAUUGAUCCUAUUAGUAUAAAAUAAAUCAAUUUUUAUAGCUGCUAGUUUUGGUGUUCAAGGAAAAAAAGGUUUCGAGAUUCCUGAUUAAACAUCAUAUACUGCCAUACUCCAUAGUCAAUUAAGUUUAACAAAAUUGAUUCAAAAUUUAAAAUUAUAAUUUAAGGAUGCUAAAACAUUGAUAAUAGGAUUGUAUAGUCGUAAAGAUUAAAUAAUAAAUGUAACACUUAAACAAGAGCAAACUGCCUCAAUAUGGAGUGGUAAUUGUUUGUUUUUAGCUUUUGCCUCUUUUAAUAUAAUAAUUAUAAUACUUUGUUUUGGAAUUACAAAUCUAUGUAGAUAAAAAGAGAUUACAGUGAAAAAAAAGAGAAAAAUAAAGAUUAGACCUCCAAAAAUAGAGGAUCCUAAAAAUUUCUCAGGUUCAUUUUUUAACAAAUAUUUUGAAAUUUAUGAUUAUGAAGAUUUCAUAUAAAUAAAUCCUCAAUAUAAUUAGAAUACUUAAUGUGUAGUUUGUAUGGAGGAUUUAAAUCAAAAAGAAAUUAGUAUAACCCCUUGUGGUCAUAUAUUUCACUAUUAAUGUUUAAAGAAAUGGUUAAUGAGAAUACUUAAUUGUCCUUCCUGUAGAUUCUAAAUUACUUAUUAACAAGUUGUUGAAGGUGGAUGGAUUGGUAGUAAAAUUUUAUAAAAUCCACUUUGUUAAUAAUAAAAUUGUAAAUCACAUUCAGGUAUUCAAAGAAGUAAUUCUUUAAUUGAAAACAAUGAAAAUACAGAUAAUGUUCAAAUGGUUGAAAAAGGAGAUGAUAAUUGUAAAUGCCUAAACAAAGAAUUCUGA